Messenger RNA from Lineus longissimus, 14736 nucleotides. Its product is annotated as twitchin-like. Lineage: Eukaryota; Metazoa; Nemertea; Pilidiophora; Heteronemertea; Lineidae. The record is from RefSeq and is a predicted model, not a curated record. The transcript has 88 exons. Gene Ontology annotation, biological process: protein phosphorylation. The coding region runs from base 120 to 14531 and encodes 4803 amino acids. Gene Ontology annotation, molecular function: protein kinase activity; ATP binding; protein binding.
UGAUGGCUGCCAGUCCCACCUAGCCUCCGUUUCGAGCGUGUAUUUGUUUGAACUGUGUUUUUCAGGGAGUUCUGCUCUGAUUCGACAGAGUUUCCCGUAGUUUGGAAUAGAUUUGUAGGAUGGGGUCGAGAGACCUCGCACCCCGGUUUGUAGUCAAACCGUCACUACGACAGGAGGACGAUGGUCAGAAGAUUGUCUUCAACUGUCAACUGGAGGCGCAGCCUAAGCCGGAGAUCACCUGGUUUCGGGGCACUACUAAAUUAGUCGAGGAUGAUCGUGUUAAGUGCAGUGUUAAACCAAAUGGCAACAAAUACGACAUAUCAUUGGAAAUAUCUGAUGUUUCGGAGGGAGACGGCGGCUCCUAUAAGGUCACUGCCAAAAACCGACUCGGCGACGCUUCGGCCAACGUCAAUGUCAAUUUUGGAAAACCCCAGCAACAAGCUCAAGGUCAAGCCCCAACAGUAGUUCAGAAACCAGUCAUCAAGCAGGAAGAUGGAGGCAAAACUCUGCUAUUCGAAUGCAGGAUCGCUGCAACACCGGAACCAACAUUCACAUGGUAUAGGGAAAAUACUUUACUUAAUGAAGGCGGUCGAGCUGUUUCCAAAGUCAUCCCGGAGGCGGACAAUACCUUCCUUGUGCAGCUGAAGAUAACGAGCGUGACUGCUCAGGAUGGCGGCAACUAUAAAGUCAAUGCCAAGAAUGCUCACGGAGAAAGCAAUGCAUCGAUUAAGCUCAAUUUUGACGGCAAACAUCUCUCCUGGUUCCUACAGGAUAGAGAGCCAGCAAAAGUGAAGGGCACGAGGCCCACGUUUCAAGGACAGCCAUCUAUAAAACAAGUGCGUGGGAGAAUUAUUUUUGAAGUAGUACUCAUUGCUGAUCCAAUGCCUGAGAUGACCUGGUUUUUAGAAGAUAAGUUGCUAAAAUCGGAUAGACGUCACAAGAUGCUGAGGACGUCUAAAGGAACGACGUACACUGCUACGAUGGAACUGAUGGAUUGCAAACCGGGCGAUGGCGGACUUUAUAAAUGUGUUGCAAAGAACGCCGUGGGGGAGGCGACCGCUAACCUGAACUUAAAUAUACCAGCCGCGGCCGCAAAACCCGCAGGAUCUGCUCCAACCUUCGAGAAACCCCAAAUCAGACAAGAAGCAAAUGGAAAGAACAUUAUCACCGAGGUCCGCUGUUCUGGCAGCCCAAAACCAACGUUCACCUGGUUCAAAGGGGCAGCUCCGCUGAAGACCACUUCAAGCCUUAAGACCAGUGAAAGGGUGGAGGGGGACGUGUAUAUUCUUAUUCUGGAAGUUAUUAACUUUGAUAAAUUCAAUGCUGGUACAUACAAACUCCAGGCUAAGAAUGAGAACGGAGAGGCAAAUGCUAAUAUCACCUUGAAUCUUGAUAUGCUACAGCAGCUGAUGCAAGCGGCGCCCGAGCAACAAGAAGCAAAACCCGCGGGAUCUGCUCCAGUCUUCGAGAAACCCCAAAUCAGACAGGAAGCAAACGGGAAGAACAUUAUCACCGAGGUCCGCUGUACUGGCAGCCCAAAACCAACAUUCACCUGGUUCAAAGGGACAGCUCCGUUGAAGACCACUUCGAGCCUCAAGACCAGUGAAAGGGUGGAAGGGGACGUGAAUAUACUUAAUCUAGAAGUUAUAAACUUUGAUAAAUUCCAUGCUGGUACAUACAAACUCCAAGCUAAGAAUCCAAGCGGAGAAGCCAAUGCUAAUAUCACCUUGAAUCUUGAUAUGCUGCAGCAGCUGAUGCAGGCGGCGCCCGAGCAACAAGAAGCGAAACCCGCGGGAUCUGCUCCAGUCUUCGAGAAACCACAAAUCAGACAGGAAGCAAACGGGAAGAACAUUAUCACCGAGGUCCGCUGUACUGGCAGCCCAAAACCAACAUUCACCUGGUUCAAAGGGACAGCUCCGCUGAAGACCACUUCCAGCCUCAAGACCAGUGAAAGGGUGGAAGGGGACGUGAAUAUACUUAAUCUAGAAGUUAUCAACUUUGACAAAUUCCAUGCUGGAACGUACAAACUCCAAGCUAAGAAUCCAAGCGGAGAAGCCAAUGCUAAUAUUACAUUGAAUCUUGAUAUGCUAAAACAACUAGCGAACGCAGCACCACAGAAGGCAGCACCAAAGCUGGAGAGACCGAGCAUCAAGUUCGAAAACAAUGGUAAGACAGCUGUCGUCGAGAUCAAAGUGCUGUCAGAGGAAAAGCCGAGUGCAGCGUGGACGUUUGGUCCGACAACCCUAAAGGAUGGUGGCCGUUACUUCAUUGACAUUGCCAGAGAGGGAGAGGACUAUGUACUUGUUUUAGAGAUUGACGAGCCCAACAACAAAGAUUCGGGAGCCUAUAAGUGCGUUGUGAAGAAUUCUGGAGGUGAAGCUGUGGCUAACAUCAACCUCAAUAUCGCUGAAAUGAGAAAAAUUGAGGAGGAGGAAAAGAAGAAAGCACCGGAGGACAAGAAGAAGAAGCCGAAGGACAAAAACAAACCGGAAGUUGAAGAAGAGAUCCAGGAAGAGAUCGUACAAGCCGAGGAAAGUAGGCCUGAAGAGAGUGCACCGCCAUUGCCGGAAGAGAAGAAAAAACCGGAAGAGAAGAAAAAACCAGAAGAGAAGAAAAAACCAGAAGAGAAGAAAAAACCAGAAGAGAAAAAACCAGAGGAAAAGAAAAAGCCGGGUGACAACAAGAAGGUCGAAGAGAAAAAGGAGGAGGCAAAACCUGCAGAGCCUGAGAAAAAGGAACCACCAAAGUUCACCCAGAAGUUGAAGGCAAAGACUGUUGAGGAUGGCAACGAGGCCGAUUUUGAAGUCAAGUUGACUGGAACUGAACCCAUGAAAGUCUCAUGGUUCAAGAGCAGGAAACCGAUCAGAAAAACUAGGGAUACUCAGUUUUCCUACGCAGACGGUGUCGCUAAUCUCCAUAUCGAUGAAAUAUUCCCUGAGGAUAAGGGAACAAUUGAGUGCGAGGCUGUCAAUCAAUAUGGAAAAGCGAAAACAACUUGUGUCCUGGAUGUCAAAGUUGUCUUCAAGGAUCCUAAGGACCGGCUCAAGGGCAUUCCGCGGAAGAAGAAACAAAAGGAGGAGAAGGAGAAGGAUGCGUUGUCCAAUAUCGAGGUCGAGGACACAAUUUUGCCUGAGUUUUCCAGACAGGAAGAAUCAGCUCCCAGUGGGCCCGAUGUCCCGCAGAUUAUAGAACCUGAAAUUCAACCAGCCAAGGUCAAAGGGGCCAAAGAAGCGCCAACAGAAGGGCGCCCCGAGAAGAAUCAGCGAGACCCGAAGAAGAAACCUGCGGAAGAGAAAGAUUUAGAUGUGCAGAAAGCCACGAACGAUCUCUCCCAACCUAAAAAACCUGCUCUGAAAAAACCUCCGCCCAAAAAAGUGUCAAAUACCAUGAUCCCAGAGGAGGAUGAGGAUGCAGAGGGCUCAGGGGGCAAAGAUGGCCCCUGCUUCGUGGAGAAGCUGAAGAACACCACCGCAACAGAGGGGAAGGAUAUUGUUCUUACCGUCAAGGUUAAAGGCGAACCAUGGCCCAACAUCAAGUGGUUCAAGGGAACUCGCGAGCUCAAAACAGACGACCAGAGAAUGUUUGUGACCGAUAAGAAAGGUGACAAGACCGGUACAUUCAAGAUUAACAAGUCCAAAAUCAGUGACGAGGGAAAAUACCAAGUUGUCUUGGAACACGAUGGUUUUGUGUACGACGCAUGCAAAUUCAGUCUUUAUGUCAAAGAUCCCAAGGACUCUGGAAUGGACUUCAGGGCAAUGCUUAAAACCAGGGAUGGCAAGCAUAGCAAAGAGGAUGAUGAAGAAUUAGAUUUCGGUACGCUCAAACCAGGUAAACCAAUGCGUCGUCUCUCCCGGGCCGAAAAGAUCCCCAUCAACAUUCAAGAAAUGCCUGGUAAUGAAAGCAAACCGGAGGUUGGUGAUAAGAAACAUCCGCGCCAAACCGACGAGCGAGACCCCUACCAAGGCAAUUAUCAACGAUCCGAGCGCGACCCUCGCGACCAACGAGACAUUAAUCAAAGAUAUGACGAAAACUCUGGAGACGAUAGUGAGGGACCAGAUACAGGGCCUCGGCGUAAGUCAUCCACCGGUAAAGGGUCCUCACUUCAAGUGCCAGGGUAUAAAGAAAAGUUACAGCUAGAGAUCGAAGACAUUGAAGGCAAACUAAACCAGCGUCGGAAGUCACAGAUGGACCGACGGACUUCGCUGGCUGAGAUAAUGCCUGAUUGGCCAGGUUUAAAGCGUAUGACGAGGCCCAAAGAGGAACCCGACACAUGGAUCGAGGACCUCAAAGACCAAAAGGUCAUGGAGGGAAAGAAACAGGUCGUCUUCCGCGCGAAAUUCUGCAAACCAAACGCAAAAUAUCGGUGGUACAAGAACAAACUGGAGAUCUUCCACAGUCAUAAGUACGAUUUUGAGGUCGAAGGGGACAUAUAUACUUUGACUGUCAAGAAGAUUGAUAUGUCCGACGCUGGUCGAUAUAUCUGUAAAUGUAACGAUGUCCCGACGCAGGCCUGGCUUAAUGUGGAACAGAAAGCUCAGAAAUACCGCUUCAACAUGGCGCUGCCCGAUCAGGUACAAUGCGUCAAGAAGAAGGAGGUGACCUUGGAGUGCAGUGUGUCUGACCCGAGGGCGCACGUCAACUGGUUUAGGAACGACGAACCACUUGAGCCCCUCUGCCUCCAGUCCAUUAUGGACCGAACUACUGACGGUUACAAACCUGGUUUCAUGGAAAUUAAGCGUCGUGAAAAUCGUUGUCUUCUUACGAUUAAGAAGGCUGAUUAUGAUGAUGCUGGUAUUUACAUGUGUAAGGUCGAGGGUGACCAGACCCAGACAGAGCUCAUUGUAAAAGAGCCACCUUACCACUUUACCCGCAAGCUCAAGGAUGUUGAGGCAACAGUCGGAGAUACUGUACCUCUUCGUUGUGAGGUCGAUGAUGAUGAUGCUACCGUGAGGUGGUACAAGGACGGAGAUGAACUAAUCUGUGACGGUGAGAAGUAUGAGUAUAAGCGAGAUGGGGAGAAGCACGCUCUUGUCAUCAGGAACUCCACCUUUGAGGAUGAAGGCAACUACACGGCCAAAUGUGGACAGGAGGAGUGCACCGCGGGUUUGACAGUUGAACCUGAUGUGAAAUUCCUUGAGAAACUUCACGAUAUCAAGUCGACAGAGAAACAGCCGGUACGACUGGAAUGCAAGGCCAAGAACCCACAUAAACAUCCAACCACUUGGUUUAAGAAUGGUCAAAAACUAGAAUCUUCAGACAGAAUGAAGAUCACCGAAGAAAAUGGCAAAGAAGUGCUUGUUAUUGAUGAACUUUCGUUAGACGAUGAGGGCAAAUACACGUGCCAGAUCGGUGAUAAACAGUCCGUGUGCGAACUCACUGUCGAGGAGGGCGCCAUUCCUCCCGAGAUCGAUGAAGACAAGAUCCCGAAGUUGAUCACCGUGAAAGCUGGGGAGAAAAUUGAUCUUCCUAUCCCUUACCGAGGCUUACCCACGCCCUCCGGCAAGUGGACCAAGAACGGCCAACCAAUCCCGGAAACCGUCCAACUCAAGCAGACGCCCCAAGCUUCCCAUUUCCUCAUUCCAACUGCCAAGAGAGACGACUCAGGCAAAUACGAACUGGAACUGACUAAUCCCUUUGGCACAAAGAAGGUGCCAGUCGAAAUCAAAGUACUUGAUGUCCCUGGUGCUCCAAAGUCUCUUGAUGUCUCCGAUGUCUUCAGGGACAAGUGCAAACUGAAAUGGGACAAACCUGAAGAUGACGGCGGACUCCCUAUCAAACAUUACGUGGUCGAGAAGAUGGACACCGCUAAAGGUCAAUGGGACGAGGUUGGCCAGACCAGUGACCUCAACAUGGACGUAGGCGACCUGACGCCGAUGUCUUACUACAAGUUCAGAGUGAGGGCCGUGAAUGAACAGGGACCCGGCCAGGCAUUGCACACCGACAAGGAUAUCUUGGCUAAGGAUCCUUAUGACCCACCAGAUCCACCAUCCAAGUGCACAUGCACUGACUGGGACAAGAAUCAUGCUGACCUGUCCUGGGAAAAGCCAAAGAAGGAUGGAGGCAACCCCAUUCAGAAGUUUGUCCUCCAGAAGAGACUGAAGACUGGCGGAAACUGGGAAGAUGCAGCAAAGGUUGGCCCAGAUGAGACCAAGGGUGUCAUACCUGACCUCGAGGAAGGAAAGGAGUAUGAGUUCCGCGUGCUGGCCUUGAACGCUGCUGGUUUGUCUGACCCAAGCAAUGUAACACCCGCUAUUGUUGCCAAGGAUAGAUUUGUCAAGCCUCACAUUGCCACACGAGGUCUCCAGCCAAUCAAAGUCAAGGCUGGGCAGAAAUUCCAGAUCGACAUGAAAUUCAUCGGCGAACCUACUCCUGAUGCACACUGGGAUGUCAGUGGCAAGCCAUUAGUCCCAACGGAUGCUACCAAAAUAACGAUGACAGAAACCAAUGCCGUCUUUGCCAACAACAAGGCACAACGUGGCGAUACCGGCGUCUAUAAACUCACGUUGACUAACAGUUCUGGAUCGGACAGCGCAGAGGUGGAGGUUGUCGUGAUGAGCACCCCACAGGCUCCCGAAGGCCCCCUCGAGGUGUCUGAUGUCACCAAGGAGAGUUGCAAGUUGACAUGGAAGAAACCAAAAGAUGAUGGUGGCACUGAUAUCACUGCCUAUUGUGUUGAGAAAAUGGACCAGGCUACAGGCACCUGGGAGAAGGUCAGCGAGUACGUCCCCGGAACAACCGUCAAUGUGCCGAAAUUGAAGGAAGGACACCAGUACAAGUUCAGGGUCAUGGCAGAGAAUAGUCAAGGUCGUAGCGAACCCCUUGAGACAGAAAGGGCUACAACAGCUAAAAAUCCAUUUGACGAGCCCGACUCACCUGGCACGCCCGAGAUAGUCGACCACGAUCGCAAUCGCAUCGACCUGAAGUGGGGGAAGCCGCUAAGCGACGGAGGCAACCCGAUCAAAGGUUACAUCAUUGAGAGGAAGGAGGUGAAGAGUAACCGAUGGGUCAGGGUCAACCCGGACCUGUGCAAGGAUACGAAAUUUGCUGACGAGUCUGUCAAAGAGGGCAGGGAGUAUGAGUACCGCGUCUCGGCUGUCAACGAAGCUGGGCCGUCUGAACCUAGCAAGUGUUCCGCGCCGGUUGUGGCUAAACCUAGCAAGGAAGCCCCCAAGAUCGAUUGGAGCAAGAUGAUUGGAGGACAGGAGGUGCGCGUACGUGCCGGCUCGCCUUUGAAUCUUGCGGUCCCAAUUUCUGGUGCGCCAGCACCAACAGCCGAAUGGGCCAGAAAUGGACGACCAAUCUCGGCUGACGCAAGGACUAAACUGGGUUGCACCGAAGAAGAAGCGAAACUAGACAUUCCUUACGCAAAGCGUGAGGACACUGGCAAAUACACCAUCACCCUCAAGAAUCCUUAUGGGACAGAAUCUGGCGAUAUCAAGGUCACCGUGCUAGACAAGCCAAAGGAGCCCACUGGCCCACUGGUGGUGGACGAUCUCAGAGCCGAUUCGUGCAAGCUCGUGUGGAAGGAGCCAGAAGAUGAUGGUGGUGGUGAAAUCACUGGUUAUGUGGUUGAGAAACUAGACCCUACCACCGGUAUGUGGGAGCGUGUCCCUGGUGUAGUGAACGGCACAUCUCACCCAGUCCGCGAUCUUGUCGACGGUAAGAAGUACCAGUUCCGAGUGAAGGCCGAAAACAUGUACGGAACCAGUGAGCCUCUCACGACCGGGGAGAUCAUUGCAAAGAAUCCAUUUGAUUCUCCUGACGCACCUAAGGAUCUCAAGAUCGAUUCAUUCGACAGAUACUCGUGUCAGCUCGCCUGGAAGGCACCCAACUCCGAUGGUGGUAACCCUAUCUCUGGUUACGUAGUAGAGAAACGUGAUACGAGAGGCAACGAUUGGGUUCGCUGCAACACAACACCCGUGGAGAAGUCCAAGUACAACGUGAUGAACCUAAGUGAAGGCCACGAGUACGAGUUCCGCGUCGCAGCCUGCAACGAGGCUGGGCCUGGGAAAUUCAGCAAAGCUACCGAACCACACGUCGCUAGGGACCCGAUUUUCAAAGCCGGAUCGCCAACCCAACCCAACGUGGACAAGAUCACCAAGGAUUCUGUCUCGCUCUCUUGGGGAAAACCGAUCGAUGAUGGCGGUGGUAAAAUCAAGGGCUACAUGGUCGAGAAGAAGCCCAAGGGUGCUAAGGACUUCAAACCUGUGUUCAAGGAGCCGAUUGAAGGCCUACAAACUACCAUCCCCGAUUUGGUCGAAGGAGAGGAGUGCGAGUUCCGUAUUGUUGCGGUGAAUGAAGCAGGGCCCGGUGACCCGAGUAAGCCGACUGAUAUGAUCAAAGUCGAGAAUCAACCAGAAAAGCCAAAGAUCAACACCAAGGACGUGCCGAGAGAAAUCGUCGUCAAAGCCGGUGAGAACUUCGACAUCAAGAUCCCAUUUGAUGGUUGGCCAAUACCAACGGCAACAUGGGAGCUCAACGACAAAGACCUUGAAGAGACUUCGCGCCAUUAUGCCAAGGUCAAGGAAGGCGAGUGUCUUCUCAAGGUCAGCGACGCCAAACGUGGGGACACUGGAACCUACAAGGUGGCGUUAAAGAAUCCCCAUGGAACUGACCAUGUCAAUGUCAGGGUCAAAGUUUUGGAUGCACCCUCUGCACCUGAGGGUCCCCUGGAAGGUGAGAAUAUCGAUGCCAGCACCAUUGACCUCACAUGGAAGGCUCCUCUAGAAGAUGGUUGUGACCCCGUCAGCAACUACAUUCUGGAGAAGCGGCCGGUUGGUUCCCCCGACUGGCAGAAGUGCAGCAGCUUCUUGAGCAGUCCUCACGCCACUGUACGCAACCUCGACCCAGGCAAAGAAUACGAGUUCCGUGUCAUGGCUGAGAACAAGCACGGUGUUAGCGAACCUUUGGUGACCAGUGAGCCAAUCAAAGCCAAGCAUCCCUUCGAUACUCCCGGAGAGCCGGGCGAGCCCAAGUGCGUCACGACAUCUGAGGAUAGCGUCUCGUUGGCUUGGUCUCCUCCGAGGAAGGAUGGUGGCGCCCCUAUCAAGGGUUACGUCAUCGAGAAGAGGGAGAAAGGAGACAAAGGUUGGCAGAAGGCAAGCUUUGCAGAUGUUCCCGGCACGGAGUACACAGUGAAGGGCUUGAAGGAAGGCAAGGACUACGAGUUCAGAGUGGCGGCUGUCAAUGCCGCUGGCCCGGGCAAGUUCAGCGAGUGCUCAGAGUCAAUCAAGGCCAGAGCUCCACCAACUGCCCCGAAGAUUGAACAUGACUUCAUCCCACGUGACAUCACUGUCAAAGCUGGUGAAGAGAUCAACCUUAAGAUACCAUUCUCAGGCAGCCCUGUCCCCGAGACCACUUGGUCUCUGGAGAACUCGCCCAUCACGAAAGAUGACCGCACAAACCUUGAAGUCGAACCUGGUCGGGCUAUGUUGACCCGCAAGAAGGCCUGCAAGAAGGAUGCUGGACGAUACAUUGUCAACAUGAAGAAUGAGAAAGGAUUUGACAGCUUUGCCAUUAAUGUUAAUGUAGUCGACAAGCCAGUGAGCCCUGAAGGUCCAUUGGAGGUCAGCCACAUUACCCCUGACUCCUGCUCCCUCAACUGGAAAGCUCCAAAGGAAGACGGUGGCAGCCCAGUCAGUAACUACAUCGUAGAGAAGAUGGAUGAUAAGACUGGUGCAUGGGAACCAUGCAGUCGUUUCGUCCGAGGUACCAGCUAUGACGUUAUGGGUCUGGACGAGGGACACAAGUACAAGUUCCGUGUCCGAGCCGAGAACGAACAUGGCGUCUCUGAACCUUUGGAGACCGAAAGAGCGACGGUCGCUCAACAUCAGUUCGCUACCCCAGAUAAACCUGGAAAGCCUGAAGUCGAUGAUGUGGAUGAAGACAGUGUCACCCUCUCGUGGCAGAAGCCUAAGGAUGAUGGUGGAGACAAGGUGACUGGCUACCAGGUCGAAAUGAAGGAAGAGGGAAGCAGCAAGUGGAAGCCAGUCAACGACUUUGCCAUCAGGGACACAUUCUACACAGUCGAUGGCUUGAAGAAGGGCCAGAAAUACGACUUCAGGGUGAAGGCUAAGAACCGUGCAGGUUAUGGCGAGCCGAGCACUGGAACUGGUGAGAUCGAGGCCAAGCCGAAAUACUCCACAGCAUCUUCUCCAGGCGCUCCAGAGGUCAAGGGGGUUGGAAAGAACUUCGUUGAGCUCGAAUGGGAGAAACCAAAAUCUGAUGGGGGCAGCAGGAUUACAGGUUACCUUAUUGAGAAGAAGAAUCUAAAGGAUGGCGAAUGGGUGAAGGCCAGCGAUUAUAACACCCUGGGAACCAACUUCACGCUAACUGAUCUACCAGAAGGCGAGGAGUUUGAGUUCCGGGUGUCAGCUCUCAACGCCGCUGGUCAGAGUAAGCCAAGUCCGGGCUCGAUGCCAGUCAAGGUCAAGGAAAAACUUGCUGGAACAAAACCAGAGUUCAUCAAGAAGAUAGAUGGUUGCACUGCUCCAGUCGGAGGUGAAGCUGUCUUCACUUGUAUGACUUCAGGAAAACCAGAACCCAAUGUGACAUGGAUGCGUAACGGUGUCGAGAUCUUCCCCAGCAGCCGUUGUCAGAUUAAACAAGAUGAUGACAAGUGUGUGCUGGUCCUAAAGGACCUUGCCGAAGGUCAGAGCGGAGAAAUUACAUGUGAGGUCGCCAACAAGAUGGGAAGAGAGUCAUGCUCAGCCAAGCUCGAGGUGCAGUCACCUCCGAAGUUAGGCAAACCCAUCAAAGACCAGAAGGUUGAUGAAGGCGACUCUUUGAAAGUCAAGGUGCCAUUUGAGGGGACCGGGCCAUUCAAGUUCAAACUCCGCAAGAAUGGAAAAGAGAUUCCGGAAACUGACCAUGUCAAGUUCCAGAGUUUUGAUGACUACGUUGUCUUCCAUCUGAAAGAUGCUGAUAAGGACGACACUGCUAAAUAUAGCAUUGAUAUCUCAAAUGAUAGCGGGACAUUAUCGGCUCCCAUCAACGUCAAGGUGUUAGCACGUCCCGAUAAGCCAUCUGAUGUGACGGCGUCCGAUGUGACGAAGAGUACUUGUAGGUUGAACUGGAAGGCCCCGAAGGAGGACGGUGGUGCUAAGAUUACGCACUAUAUCGUGGAAAGGAAAGACGUCAAUAAGCCAUACUGGGCUACUGUACAGUCAUUCUGCAAGGAGCCCUACUGUGAUGUGUCUGGUCUUUACGAGAACAACGAGUAUCUCUUCCGCGUGUGUGCGGUCAAUGCCAACGGUGAGGGCGAAUACUGUGAGACAUCCAACCCCAUCGUCGCCAAGAUGCCAUUUGAUCCUCCGGGCCAGCCUGGCGAGGCGAAUGCUGAGGAAGUCGGCGCCGACUUUGUCAGUCUGACGUGGGAGAAACCGCGCUCGGACGGUGGCGGCAAGAUUACCGGAUACUGGAUCGAGCGCAAAGAACCUAACAUGGAGACCUGGACACGCUGCAACCACCAGCCGGUCCAAGCAACAAUCUUCAACGUGCCUAAUCUCAUCGAGGACCGUGAAUACGAAUUCAGGAUCACUGCCGAGAAUCCAGCCGGUCUUAGCAAGCCAUCGACGACCUCCAGGAAGGUCAAGGUUAAAGAUCCUAAUGCUGCCAAGUUGCCUGAGUUUGUCUCCGGUUUGAAGAAGACGACUUGCAAUGAAGGCAAGAAUGCCAAAUUUGAGUGUGAGAUCCUUGGUGAACCCAAGCCAACCAUUACCUGGUAUAAGGGCACCAGAGAACUCUUUGGUGAUGAUCCAAAAUACGAGACAAUCAAAGAUGGAGACCGCUACACGCUCAUCGUCCAUGACGUAUAUGGUGAAGAUGCUGAUGAAUAUGUUGUCAGGGCAACCAAUAAGGGUGGCUCAAGGGCCAGCAGAGCUGAUCUUAUCAUCAAAUCUCCACCACAUAUCCGAGUGCCAGCGCGUUUCCAGGAAGUCUGCACCUUCGAGAAGGGCGAGGACGUCGUCAUCAAGAUUCCCUUCACGGGCAACCCCAAACCAGAUGUCCAGUACAUCCGUGACAAUCAGCCAUUGCGUACAUCUGGCCGUCAUACUAUUGAUGUGACAGAACGCCACGCCAUCCUAACAAUCAAAGAUGCCUGCAAGGCCGAUGAAGGCCCGUACCGACUCCAACUUGAGAAUGAACUUGGAACUGACUCGGCUGUAAUCAAGAUUCAGGUCAAUGACCGGCCCGAUCCUCCACGCUUCCCUCAGGUGGAGAACGUCUAUGAUGACAGCUGCCUGUUAACAUGGAAACCACCUAACAAUGAUGGUGGAAGCUUCGUCAAUGAGUAUCACAUCGAGAAGAGGGAACCACCAAGGGAUAACUGGGUCAGGAUCUCGAGCUGCAGGUUCAACACACAGACUGUCCAAGGCCUUUCACCAGAUCAUGAAUACGAGCUACGCAUCAUCGCUGAGAACUUCUACGGCAAGAGUGACCCCUGUGAGCCGGUACAGGUCAAGACCUCAGAGUCCUCACUGAAGAAACGUGGCAAAGGAGAUUUGGACGAGUUCGGCAGGAAAGUCCGUGGACACUAUGAUGGUCCCAAGAUUGAUAACUACGACAAAUUCUAUUAUGACUUGUGGGCCAAGUACAAGCCAACACCAGUCGACAUCAAAACUGGAAACAUCUAUGAUGACUACGAUAUUCUUGAAGAGUUGGGCAGUGGUGCUUUUGGUGUCGUGCACCGAUGUCGUGAGAAAGCCACGGGGCGUAUCUUUGUUGCCAAAUUCAUCCCGACCCCAUUCCCCCUCGAUAAGGUGACCGUCCGAAAUGAGAUCGGCGUCAUGAACGACCUCCAUCAUCCUAAACUGAUGCAUCUGUAUGAUGCGUUCGAUGGAGACGGUGAAAUGUGCCUUAUUAUGGAAUUCCUCUCCGGUGGGGAACUCUUCGACAGAGUUGCUGAUGAUUCGUACAAGAUGUGUGAAGCGGAGGUGAUCAACUACAUGCGCCAAGUCUGUGAUGGUAUCAGCCAUAUGCACGACAACUGCUAUGUUCAUCUCGACAUCAAGCCUGAGAAUAUCAUCUGUGAAAACAGCAAGAGUCCCAACAUCAAAAUGAUAGACUUUGGCCUUGCCACCAAGUUGAAUCCCGAUGAAAUUGUCAAGGUCACUACAGCAACGGCUGAAUUCGCUGCUCCCGAAAUCGUGGACAUGGAACCAGUGGGUUACUACACAGACAUCUGGGCGUUAGGUGUACUCGCAUACGUUCUCUUGAGCGGACUGUCGCCAUUUGCCGGCGAGGAUGACCUUGAAACUCUACAGAAUGUGAAGCGUGGCACGUGGGACUUCGACAGUGAGGGUUUCAAGAAUAUCUCCGAUGAAGGCAAGGACUUCAUCAGGAAGUGCCUCCAGAAGCAGCCAGGCAAACGUUUGACCAUCCAUGAAUGCCUAGAGCACAAGUGGUUGACCGGUAUUCUUGAGGGCACUGAUCGCCGCAUUCCAAGCAGCAGAUAUGCCAAGAUUAGACAAAGAAUCCAAGAUAAAUAUGGUGACUGGCCAAUCCCUCAGCCAGCAAUUGGUCGAAUUGCGCAGUUCAGCUCUCUGCGCAAGCGUAGACCCAAGGAGUUCCAGAUUUAUGACACAUACUUUGACCGCCGAGAGGCUAUCCCACGAUUCAUCCUGAAGCCACGCAACCAGACUGUACAGGAAGGCAAUCCUGCCACCUUUGAUUGCAGGAUCAUCGCUCUCUCUCCACCAGUUGUCACCUGGAUUCGCGAUGGUGUCGCCCUCACUCAGAGUGGUAAAUACAUGCAGAAGUAUCUGGGCCGACUAUACGAAUUGAGGAUAGGCAGAAGUAAACUAGAGGAUAAGGGAGAAUACAUCGUCAAGGCAGAAAACUCCUUCGGCAAUCGUGAGGCAGCCACUUUCCUAACCGUAGAAUUAUUGGAAUCUCUAAGACCUCCAUCCUUCACCCAUGAGCCAACACCUAUUCGUAAAUUAUAUGAGAAAGAAAUUGAGAUGUGGAAACAUCCGCAGUCAAAUGCCAGAUUUGCAUUUACGCUUCGUGAUCGCCACCUUCAGGAGGGAAUUGGCUUCAAGCUGCUUUGCACUGUCGAGGGAUUCCCACCAGCAACAGUUCAAUGGUAUAAGGAUGGGCCUGAGCUGAACACUGGCGAUCAUUAUCAAAUAGUAUAUAGUGUGGGCGUGUGCUCUCUAGAAGUGACAUCCUGUACCCAGAAUGAUAACGGCCGAUAUAGCUGCAUCGCCAAGAAUCAAAAUGGCGAGGAUGAGACGAACUGCAAGGUCGUUGUUGCAGAAAAAAUAGAUUGGAGGCCUGCGGGACUUGACAUGUCGAACCGAAGUUUGGGGACAAGUUCUUACUCGUCACGUGUCAGCCGUCAUACAGACCGCGGUGGUGGUGGUGGUAUGAGUAGCAGUUAUGAAUCAAGUUCAUCACGAACCAGCAAGCGUUCGGGCCGAACAACCACUGAUGAGAGUUCUUAUUCGUCUUCAACAACGUCAUCAUCAUCGUCAUCUAGGACUAGUAGGAGGGCGGGAAAAACUGUUUAUGAAGAAAAUGAAAUCUGACUGCCCAGUUCCAGUCAGGACAAAGUAACGAAUCGUGUUGCCUGCAGCGGAGUACCACCUUAUGGAUCAUCUACCAGCAAAGAUGGCCAAUGCACAGAACCGCCAGUUGAAAAUACUGAGGCUCCAGCUCCUGCACCAUCUGUCUCAAGGAAGCUGUCUCCUGUUGAGAUCUGCGAAGGAGAUCUAUUGCAGCUCACUUGUAUGU